GAUGGCGGCGCCCACGCGGUUGUGUCACGUUUGGGUGGGGGCCGAGACCGGAGCUCUUAAAGGUGCUCGUGGCCUCCCUGGAUCGAUCCGUGAGCGUUUUCAGCACCGAGAAGGGAAAAUUCACCGGGGGGCGGCGCUGCCCGGGGGGGGGCGGGGCCUUCUGCGGGCUGGGGGUGCUCAGCAGCUCGGUGGUCACCGCGGUGGAGUCGGGGCUGGUUCGGGUCUGGGGGGAGCAGGAGGCUGAGGAGCCCCUGCAGGAGCUGCAGGCGGGGCCGGGGCUGUGCCGGAUGCGCCAGGACCCCUCCAGGCCUCACCUGGUGGGGACGGGGGGGAAGGAGAACGGCCUCAAGGUGUGGGACCUGCAGCGCCCCCAGGAGCCCCUGUUCCGGGCCAAGAACGUGAGGAACGAUUGGCUGGAUCUGCGCGUGCCCGUCUGGGAGCGGGACCUGCAGUUCCUGCCGGGGUCACAGCGCGUGGUCACCUGCACGGGGCAUGGCCAGCUCGGUGGUCGUGGGCAGCGCCCGGGGGGACGUGGCCGUGAUCGACCUGCGCAAAGGGCGGGUGCUGCGGGCACUGAAGGGGUUGGCAGGGGGGGUCCGGGGGCUGCAGUGCCACCCCCACCUGCCCCUGGUGGCCUCCGUGGGCCUCGAUCGCUUCCUGCGCCUGCACCGGCUGGACGGGCACCUGUGCCACAAGGUGUACCUGAAGUCGCGCCUCACCUGCCUCCUGCUGAACACACACCUGGACUGGGAGGCCCAGGAGGAGCCCCCUCCCCAAAAAGGGGUGAAGGACGAGGAGGGGGACGAGCUGUGGGACGCCCUGGAGUCCAUCCCCACCCCCAAAAAAGGCAAAAAAAGGAAAAUUUCGGAGCUUUGAGGGGUCCCAGGACCCCCCAGGACCCCCCCCCCGCUGUACAGAACGUCCAAAAUGAGGGAAAUAAACGGAAUUUUGGGGUUUUUGGAGAAAAAUUUGGGAAUUUUGUGUGAAAUUUGGGGCUGGGG
Messenger RNA from Serinus canaria (Common canary), 1001 nucleotides. RefSeq names its product WD repeat domain 74 (gene WDR74). Lineage: Eukaryota; Metazoa; Chordata; Aves; Passeriformes; Fringillidae. Gene Ontology annotation, cellular component: nucleolus; preribosome, large subunit precursor. The coding region runs from base 288 to 986 and encodes 232 amino acids. Gene Ontology annotation, biological process: ribosomal large subunit biogenesis. The transcript has 9 exons. The record is from RefSeq and is a predicted model, not a curated record.